CUGAAGGCCGUUCUGUUUUCGGCUUUUCUUUCUUUUGUGAUGGGGCUGCUGUAACUGUAGUCCAUUGAUUUUCUAUUGAGAGAGAGAGAGAGAGAGAGAGAGAGAGAGAGAGAGCUUGUAUGGUUACGGUCGCAUUCAAUAUCUGACCUUAUAGGACACUGCUCUCUGAUUGCCCAUCACCUCCAAUUCCAUCCUUCUAUUUAAUUCAUCUCUCUCUCUCCCACUCUUUCUCUCUCUCUCUUUCUCUCUCUCAUUCCUAAUGGGUUGUAGCUGUAAUCCCAUUUGCAAUCACACACAUCUCUACCUUCUCAUAUCAUUUCUCCUCAUUUCAAGCUCAACCCAAAUGAGAUUCAUGGUUGAUGGCCUUAAAAUUCAUAAGUUUCUCGAGGUUUCCAAGGUAGGAGAAGAAGAGAAGAUGUUUCUGAGGGCGAGGAUCGGAUCAAGGCCACCGAGCUGCCAAAGAAGGUGUAGUUCAUGUGGGCAUUGUGAGGCAGUUCAGGUACCAGCAGUUCCACAAGAGAGAAGUGAAAGAAGGCAUUCCACCAGAAUCUCUACAAUCAGCUCUAGUCGUGAAGACACUUCCAAUUACAAGCCCAUGAGUUGGAAAUGCAAAUGUGGAGAUAUGAUUUUCAAUCCCUGACUGAAAAAUGAGUUAUGAAGAAAAACCCAUUUCAAUUGUGGAUAGGAAUACUUGAAAAAAUCAAUCAGAAUUCUUUUUUGUUCUUGUUUUC
This is a messenger RNA of Magnolia sinica, 731 nucleotides long. RefSeq names its product EPIDERMAL PATTERNING FACTOR-like protein 2. Bases 260 to 640 code for a protein of 126 amino acids. The record is from RefSeq and is a predicted model, not a curated record. Gene Ontology annotation, biological process: guard cell differentiation; stomatal complex development. The transcript has 3 exons. Lineage: Eukaryota; Viridiplantae; Streptophyta; Magnoliopsida; Magnoliales; Magnoliaceae.